Messenger RNA from Zingiber officinale, 1420 nucleotides. RefSeq names its product ethylene-responsive transcription factor 1-like. The transcript has 3 exons. NCBI's taxonomy places the organism in Eukaryota, Viridiplantae, Streptophyta, Magnoliopsida, Zingiberales, Zingiberaceae. Gene Ontology annotation, biological process: ethylene-activated signaling pathway; regulation of DNA-templated transcription. Gene Ontology annotation, molecular function: DNA-binding transcription factor activity; DNA binding. Bases 83 to 1195 code for a protein of 370 amino acids. The record is from RefSeq and is a predicted model, not a curated record.
UCCCCAGCGCUCCCUUGUCCUAGCAAAAGCGUUCUUUUCCACUACAGAUCCCAGGAAAAAGGAGUCUUUGAGGAGUGCAUAGAUGUGCGGAGGAGCGAUCAUCUCCGACCUCAUACCGCCGGCGGCGGCGGCGCGGCGGGCCACGGCGGAGUACCUGUGGCCCGGCGGAAGAAAGAAGAGAGGGAAGCACCGGAGGGUGGAGCUGGAGGAUGACUUCGAGGCGGACUUCGAGGAGUUCGAUGAUUCGGAGGAGGAUGAGUUCAAUUAUUACGAGGAAGGCGAGGAGAUCGAUUUCAAGCCCUUCGGAUCGAAGUCCCCUUUCUCGCUAGAUGGUUCAACCACCCUAGAGUCGAGAGAUUAUGAUAGACAAGCAGCUAAGUCAGCUAAAAGGAAGAGAAAGAAUCAAUUCCGAGGAAUACGCCAGCGACCAUGGGGCAAAUGGGCUGCAGAAAUCAGAGAUCCUAGCAAAGGUGUCCGUGUUUGGCUCGGGACAUUCAACUCAGCUGAAGAGGCUGCAAGAGCUUAUGAUGCUGAAGCUCGUCGCAUUCGUGGCAAUAAUGCUAAGGUGAAUUUCCCUACUACAGUAGACUCUCGUCGCCAAAAGCGUGCUUCAAAAUCUACUUCUGCAAGAGCAUUGGCAUCUAGUAUGAUAGAAAAGCGCAAAUUGAAAGAGUCCAACUACAUUAACCACCAAGAAUCUGAUUUCUCUUCUACAAUUGGCCUCUUGGAAGAGAAGGGGCUAACUAAACCUGAUUACUCGAACCCUGCUUUGAUGAAACAACCUUCUGAAUCGUGCGAAGCUCUGAAAUUCCAUUCCGACGAAGAUAGCAACUCAUUUGGUCACCCAGAGUCUGUGUGGAUUAAUGAGAUGAAAACCCCAGAGAUCAUAUCUGUUCAUGCUCCCCCAGCGAACAAAGGCAAUAAAACUGAAUUACUGGGUGAUGAUAACCCUCAGAAAGAUUUCAAUAACAAUUAUGGAUUGGAAUUGCCCACAGAGACAGCCUCCGAAUUUAAACUCCCCGAAGACUGGGUGGCAUUUGACCCAUAUGUGAAAUUCUUGCAAUUUCCAUACAUUGAAGGAAGUGAUGAACUGUCGAUUGACUGUCUAUUUGGUGGUGAAUUGGCACAAGAUGAUUUGAAUGCUGUGAACCUAUGGAGCUUCGAUGACCUGCCUCUGGAAGAUAGUGUCUACUGAUCAAUGACCUCAUCCUGGCUAUUGUUGUUAAGUUUAUAAGAGAGAAGAACUAUAUUGUUAACGUAGGGUUUACCGACUGCCAGAAUUGUCCGUGUGUUGUCAAAGUUUCUGUAUUCAAAAUAAUAUUCAGGAGUAACAGCUUAUUGCUGCCUUACAAACUGUACUUCGUAUAAGUUCUUGUUUGAGAAAUGCUUUUCAAUCAGAUUGCUCUUUGCUUUUUUAUAA